ACCCAUUAAUAAAACAACUGUAUGGACUAAUUGUACAAAUAGAUUUGGGCCCAAUAUGUUUUUCGCUAGUGCUCAAAUUGACGUAUUCUUCCCUCAAGGGCGAAGUUUCUAGGCUCUCAAUUUCUCCGGCGAAUUCCACUUUUAGAAUUGGGGAAGUAUGGGCCGCAAAGCUGGCACCUUAUAUAUUAACCCAAGGAACUUCGGAAGUCUCCAAAAACCGUGCGCAAAGGAAAUGGUCACAUUUCUUAAUUGUUUGACUUUAAAUCACAACAAGGACGAGAAAUGUGGCAGACAAAAGUCACUUCUCAGUACCUGCAUGGAAGCUCAGAGUGGCAAAAACAGAAAGCCUUGGGGUAGCAUCAAUUAUCACCUUCAGAGGCUGAGCAGGGGAAGGAAGUAAUUUCGUUACAUCUGCAUUACUCAAACCAGCAAAUGGUGACUGUUGGGCGUAUUUUGAAGUUAGUUACUGAGAUGGUUUUUCCAAUUUCUCGAUGAACAUCAUUUUCCUGAAAUCUUCUGUAAUUUUUGAUGAAUAAUUCAGAGUUGAAAAGGAGUUGAGGAACACUACUUUUUUGUCUAUUUCAGGAGCUAUGUUUUGAUGAGUUUUCGAUAGCAGCUCUAUAAAGUCGAUAGCUUACGUUUCUGUUUACCUUUUAAAAGGGCAAAAACAUGUGUUCGUUAGCAGCUCUAUAAGUCGAUAGCUUACGUUUCUGUUUGCCCUUUAAAAGGGCAAGAACAUGUGUUUGUUAGCAGCUCUAUAAGUCAAUAGCUUACGUUUCUGUUUGCUUUUUAAAAAGGGCAAAAACAUGGGUUCGUAGAAAAGAGCUUGUUUGAUUGAGAAGAUGUGUCAGCUAUUGUUUUGAUC
Molecule: messenger RNA, 865 nt
Organism: Lycium ferocissimum
Lineage: Eukaryota; Viridiplantae; Streptophyta; Magnoliopsida; Solanales; Solanaceae
Exons: 3
Coding region: 158-400 (80 amino acids)
Biological process (GO): mitochondrial translation
Molecular function (GO): structural constituent of ribosome
Source: RefSeq, a predicted model, not a curated record